GGGACCGGGGACCGCAGCUGCGACCCCGGGGGUCGGGGCGCAUCCCUUUCCGGGGGCGGCCGUCUGGGCCGGGCGACUCCGGAGCUCCUCGGCCCGGUCCCCGGUGGCUCGCCGCGGACAGCAGCGCGGCUACGGGGCGGACCGCCGUACCCCGGUUGCGCCUGGCGGAGGAUAGCGGCGAGGGGCGCCCGCGGCCGCAGAGAGGGCCGCCGGUCGGGACGUUGACGGCACUUAACCUGGGGUGCCGCAGAGAAACGCCGUGAAUUGCGGGGGCAUCAGUACCCCGGCCAAAUUAGAAUUUAAAUCCGUUGUUUUGAGCACCAUGACGCUGAGACUUUUAGAAGACUGGUGCAGGGGGAUGGAUGUGAACCCUCGGAAGGCGCUGUUGAUUGCCGGCAUCCCCCCGACCUGCACUGUGGCGGAAAUCGAGGAGGCUCUGCGGGCUGGUUUAGCGCCCUUGGGCGAGUACUCACUGCUGGGGAGGAUGUUCCGGCGGGUGGAGAACUGGAAUGUAGCCUUAGUAGGGCUAACCGAGGAGACUAGUCAUGCUCUGGUCCCUAAGGAGAUCCCUGGAAAAGGGGGUGUCUGGAGAGUGAUCUUUAAGCCUCCGGACCCGGAUAAUGAAUUUUUAAGCAGAUUAAACGAAUUCUUAGAGGGAGAGGGUACAACACUGGGUGAGUUGACCAGAGCUCUUGGAUAUGGAAACGACCGUUCCGACCUAGACCAGGACAGGAUCCCAGAAAUACAGGCCCCUGUGUUGGCACAGGCAUUAGAUGAGGCUCUUCAGCCUGCCCUGCAAUACCUGAAAUACAAAAAGCUGAGAGUGUUCUCAGGCAGCGAUCCUCCAGAACCAGGAGAAGAAGAAUUUGAAUCUUGGCUAUUUCAUACCACUCAGAUGAUGAAGACAUGGCAGGUGUCAGAUGCAGAGAAAAGAAGGCGAUUGCUAGAGAGCCUUAGAGGCCCAGCAUUUGAUGUUAUUCGAGUCCUUAAGAUAAACAAUCCUUCCGUUACAGUCGCUGAAUGCCUGCGGGCCCUUGAGCAGGUUUUUGGGGUUAUCGACAAUCCUAGGGAAUUGCAGGUCAGAUAUCUGACCACUUAUCAGAAGGAUGAAGAAAAACUGUCCGCUUACGUGUUAAGGUUGGAGCCUUUAUUACAGAAGCUGGUAGAGAGAGGAGCAAUCGAGAAAGAUGUUGUGAAUCAGGCCCGCCUAGACCAAAUCUUUGCCGGAGCAAUCCACAGAACGCUUCGCAGGAAGCUUCCCGUGCCAAAGGACGGCCCCGCCCCUGGCUUUUUGGAAUUACUGGCACUGAUAAAGGAUGAAGAGGCAGCUGAGGAGGAGGAGGCCCUUCUGUUAAUGUUUCCUAAGUGUGUCAUAGACUAGGAAGGAUGUAGUUCUGCACUAGUAUUUAUGUAUUUAAAUUUACCCCUGUGAAUUUGCCAUAUAAAAUUGUACAGAGGGUCUGGCACCGCAUACGUAUGGUGCUCCGAGAGGACAGGCAAGGCUCAGUUGCAUGUGCUGACCGUUGAGAUGUCAGCUUCUGUGGUAACAGGUGCAAAGAUAGCAUGUUGGAUGUGAUUAUUAUAGAUUUUAGAUGUGUGUUGUCUAUUAUGAAGAUAUGAGCAGUGGUUAAGAUGCUAAGGUAUUUUCUGUUUCAAUCACAAUUUUACUGAUUCUGUGCAAUCAGAACAAGAGGCGGAAUCAAAUGCUGAGGUUGAUAAGUUUGUCAGCUGUUCCCUCGAACCCCAGAUUCCUGAUAUGUGUCGUCAGAACAUCCGUGCCGAAUGCCAUUUUAAUAGGUGUUAUAGGAUGACCUGUGUGAACUUCUAAAAUAAAGGAAUGCUGAUAAAAUGA
Messenger RNA from Panthera uncia (snow leopard), 1852 nucleotides. It is a transcript of the gene MOAP1, whose product is annotated as modulator of apoptosis 1. The record is from RefSeq and is a predicted model, not a curated record. Bases 323 to 1381 code for a protein of 352 amino acids. The transcript is spliced from 2 exons. Gene Ontology annotation, biological process: regulation of apoptotic process. Lineage: Eukaryota; Metazoa; Chordata; Mammalia; Carnivora; Felidae.